Molecule: messenger RNA, 1498 nt
Organism: Gymnodraco acuticeps
Lineage: Eukaryota; Metazoa; Chordata; Actinopteri; Perciformes; Bathydraconidae
Product: apoptosis-associated speck-like protein containing a CARD
Exons: 5
Coding region: 105-947 (280 amino acids)
Biological process (GO): regulation of apoptotic process; inflammatory response; innate immune response
Source: RefSeq, a predicted model, not a curated record
CCUGAAUGCGUCUGGUGGUUAUUAUUUUCUAUAUUGGUGUGAACGAGGGAAAGUUCAAAUCAAAAGGACAUUUCAGAUUCCCCCCGCAGUAACCAGGUUUAGAAAUGUCUUCUCAAAAUAUUAAGAUGGCUAUAGCUGACAUGUUCGAGGGUCUGUCGAACAAUAACUUUAACAAUUUCCGCCACGAGCUUUUACAUCGCAAAGAAGGACCGCGGGUUGCACGGAUCAGGGUGGAGGGUAAAACCCACUUUGAGAUCACAAACGUCCUCGUUUCCACUUUCACGGAGACUGGCGCUGUUGGGGUAGCUGUUGAGAUGUUAAGAGGGAUUGACUGCAACGAGGAAGCUGACCAACUCGAAAUGGACAAACGAAAGGCUGUAAAACUCAUGUUGUCUAACCUGUCAGCAGUCAACUUUAACAAUUUCCGAAGCGAGCUUGUGCACCGCAAAAAGGAGCCGCGGGUCGCGCUCAACAGGGUGGAGGGGAAAUGCUUCUUAGAGAUCACAGAUGUCCUGAUAUCCACUUUCAGUGAGACCGGAGCUGUCAAAGUGUCUGCUGAGUUAUUGAACGCGAUGUAUUGCAACACAGAAGCAGCCCAACUGUUGAAAGAUACAGGUGUUGAAUACUCAGAACCUGGAUCCAGUAACACUGCGGGACCCUCAGCUGGAGGGACAGCUGACAGUAAGCACUUUGUGGAUAAACAUAGAACCGAGCUGAUCAACAGAGUGAACUGCGUUGCAGACAUUUUGGACCAGCUCCUUGAGAAAGAAGUCAUCACACAAUCCAGUUAUAGGGAAAUCCUGGUAAUCCCAACCUCUCCGCAGAAGAUGAGGGAGCUCUUCAGUGGUCCCCUGAAUGCAGCAGGGCCCCGUGGCAAAGACGUCUUCUACAGAAUCCUUGAGAAAGAGGAGAAAUAUCUCAUUGAGGAGCUCAAGGGAAAGAAGUGAAUGUUGUGGAGAAAUCAUUGUUCAGACUAAACGUACAUUGUGCCUCAAGAAAAAAAAGCGUCUUAAACGAUUACAAUGGGGAAAUAGUAAUGUAAACGUCUCUGUAGGGGGUUCUAUCAAAUAUAGCUUUUGCACCUUCAUGUUUAAUCAUAGCUCUUGCCCUUUUUUUACACUUGGACCAGUCAUAUUUUGUAAAAUGAAUACGUUUUCCUGUAAGGUUAAAACCAGAUUCAGCAAACCAUGUAAGUCAUUCAUGUGAUGUAAUGAUGUAAGACAUGAUUUAGCAUUCUCACCUGACAUGUAAUGUUUUGAUCCAGCAAAUCCCAGAUGGAUUGAGUCAGCUGUUAACCUAUUUUUUAUAAAUUAAAGGAUGCUUGAUCAUGAAUGAUUAUCCUUAGGUUUUGCAUGCAGAUUAUAUCUUUAAUGUUUGUCUUAUGUGCUUAACGAUUGUAUUGUUGUUUUUUCCCUUAUAAUAAUGAAAGUAUGUUUACUUUUGGAGGCCAAUGUUUUCUAUUUCAAAAUACAUUUUCAAUAAACUCUUAUAAAUAUUA